Ostrea edulis (European flat oyster) is the source of this 6502-nucleotide messenger RNA. RefSeq lists its product as uncharacterized. The transcript is spliced from 5 exons. The record is from RefSeq and is a predicted model, not a curated record. NCBI's taxonomy places the organism in Eukaryota, Metazoa, Mollusca, Bivalvia, Ostreida, Ostreidae. The coding region runs from base 5221 to 6108 and encodes 295 amino acids.
UUAUCGCUUGUUUUUUUUGUUUUUUGGUUUACGGAAAUAGCUUACGCAAAUAUCGACCCCAAUCAAAGUUGUUUUUUUCAAAGACAACAAACUAAUGAUACUUAGUGUCUUUUAGCUAUCAAUAUAUAUUUUGCCCUAAAGUGUUUAUAUCUAUAUGAGAAUUCACAAUUUUAGGAGCUAGGAUACAACCCACAGAAUUUCCCACUUUGAUGACAAAUUAUUUACUAAAUGAAUGAAUUAUCAAUAAAUAAGUGUCCCUUCCCAGUGUCUAAAUAUUAAUCAGCCGUCAGACUUUAUCAAUUGUUAUGUACAUAUUUCUUUUCUUUUUUCAAUAUUUUUUUUUGCCUGGGCUCAUAUGAUGUGAAAGCCCCCCCCCCCCCCCCCCACCCCCCCAACCCAACCCUAACCCGUUUAUCAACACUCCAAAUGCCAUGCGAAACUGCGCAUAUAAGACCCCCUUAUCUUUUUCUGAUCCAGGAUCAACACAUUUAUUUUCUUUUUAUACUUAUGUUUUGUAAGUAUACAUUAAAGAUUAUCGAAAUCUCUUCUACGUUCAAUUAAAAUUCUCGUUGUCAUUGAUGAUAUUUCUUCUUGAUUUAUUAAAUUUUUAGAUAAUAUUUGAUGUAUAUUUACAAUCCAUAAGUUAGAAAGGUGUGUAGAAGGUUCGGGGGUGGGGGGGGGGGGUGCAUGAUCCAUCAUACUUCAAGUCCCUGUCUAUAUAUUAAAACUACCCCUAUUAUGACCUCACCACGUGCGACUUCUGGUAAAAUAUCGAACCGAAAUAACGUAUGAUAAAAAAAUAAGCGAUACAUUUCUAUAAAAAUAAUUGUAACGCGCGGACGCAUUAUUUUUGGUCUAAUUGAUUUUCUCGGAAUAGCAGCCUUUUGACGUAAAAUUUCCAAUUGAUAAAGUACCGAAACCUGUACCAAAAAUGUCAACGAAGCCCUGGGCCCUACAUGUAUGUAUGGCUAUGGCAUUUUUAAAAUUGUUCAGUAUACAUCAGUGGCGGAAUUAGGGGAGGGGAGCGCAGCCCUGAAAUUUCAAAUCAAAGUCAAAUCGUGGUGUGUUGUUUAAAAAAAAUGUACUAAACGAUACCAGAAGCAAUAUUUUUUUUUCCACUCCCGGAGAAAUAAAUCACAAAAUCUCUUGAUUUCUUGAAUUACUUUAUUGGGAGAACUUAUUUUUUUCCAAAAACCCUUAAUGUUUGCGUCAUUUUAUUAAUUUCACAUUAUAAAAAAAUGAUAGAAAAUGUUACAAAUGACUAAAUAGGGACACGUUUCAAGCUCUAUAAAAUCUGUUGAAUCCAGGAGCUUUCGGGGGCUUCACUCUGGAGCCACUGGGGCCUUUAAGGCUGCGCCCAGACCCCUUGCUUCAUAAAGUGACAACCCCUGUAACAGCAAUUCCUGGAUCCUCCCUAGUACAUGUAUAUUUAUCUAUUUAUAUUUAUAUCUCUAUCUUUCUGUCAGUCUAAAUACAAGUAUCAGUAGGUAGAUUUAAACUGAUAAGUAAUGUCUUGAGUUCCAGCCCCGCUCGUGCUAUGACUUCGUCAAACCUAAAAGGUAAACAUAGUAAUAGUGCUCCAUCAUAAACCGCUCAGCAUUUAGAAGCGAGAGUAAGACCUUUAAGGAGGUAUGCUACACCAGAGAAAUUUGAUGUAGAUGAAAAGUGGAAAAUAUGUACAAUAUUUUGAAGUUGAAAUUUUUCAAAUUUACUUAAUUUUGUCAAAAAAUACAGUUUUAGUAGAAGGUAAUCUGAAAAAAUAAAAUAAAACCUCUGCUGGACUUGAACCUGUGACCUACAGUUUAGUAGUCGGUAUGCUAACCUACUGAGCUAAUCGGCUAGGCAUCUUAAUUGAAAAGCAAAAGUCAAAUAUUGCUGAUAUUGAUUUUUUCCUUCAUGUUUUAACCCUUUCUCUACCGUAUCGGUCAAUAUGACCGAUAGCGCGUAAAAACAGGGCUACGCAAAAGGAGUGUCUAUACAUUUUUGAAACUACGGACGUAAUAUAUAUGUUUUAUAUAUCAUAUUUUUGGAAAUUUUCUAUAUUUUUUAACUAUGCAAAAAUCAAUUGAAUAAAUAAAGCCAUUAAAUUAAAAAAAGCAUUUAAAAUGAAGGAUGACUUCGUCUAAAUAUGACGCAACGCUUUGUCGCAAGGCCAUUUCCCCCCUCGCUAUGAUUUUUUUUUAUUUUCCCUAUGACUGCAAUAUUUUUUAUAUAUUUGAGAAGCAUAUAUUCCCUGCUUUCAGUACAUAUAAAAAUUAUUUUUAAUGGCUGGCAAAGUUAUAAGAAAAUAGCAAUUUUUUGCACAUAUACGUUGUUUUACGAUUUUAUUUCGCAAUGUUUAAACAGAUCGGCGUUUUAUCUAUAUUUAUAUAUGGAAAUAGGGAAACGUAAAUACAUCCUGUAGAAGUAGAGGAAAUGUUCUUUUUGAUGGACCCUUAUUCAUAUUAUAAUUCUCGGUAGUUUUUAUAUUACGAUAAAAUGAAAUUGGGACAUGCUGCGCGGUUUUCUUAAAAAUUAGCGACAAAUCGACGUCGCUAAAAGCAAUCGACGCGCGUCGCACAAUAAAGUGGUGAAAACUAUUUGUAUUGUCCUCUUUUAGUAAAUUCAGUACCUGUUGAUACACUAAAACAACAUACAUACAUGUAUGAAAUAAUCAGCCAGGUAUCUCUGCUUUUUUUUUUUAAAGCAUAAAACCAAUAUUGGUUUAUAACAGUUACACAACCUACAUGUAACUUCAUAAAACACCUAUUGAGAAUAUUACAUCGGCAGAUUGAAUUAAAAAAAAGAUAAAUAAAGUACUUCGAAUUCAGAUAUAAACGUUAUAUUUGUUCGGAAUAGUAAUAAUUUUUUUCUCUGCCAAAGAAAGAAAACAAAAAAGAAGUUCGCCUAUAUAUAGCCUGUAUACUUUUAUUUUUCCGUGAUCCGGAUCGCGGGCCUCGCGGGCUUUUCUGAAAGUGUGCACGGAGAACACACGUGUUUCCGUUUCAACGAAAACAACACAGCUUCACCGUGACUGCCACAACCAACGCUUGUAUUUUACAUCUUUAAAACGACCUGAUGUCAGAAGAAGAUGCCCUGGAUCGCCUGUUGCAGGAUGACCCACACGAUCAUGCAUUCAGUAUAAAUACGUACAUGUAAGUUGAUGUAGCCACAUAGGCCGACUAAAAAGAAAACAAAAAUGUGGUUUUGUCAUGUUAUGAAAAAUUCACGAUUAAUUAACCACAAUUUGAUGCCAUGGUUUGUCGUUUCAUGAAAGCAAAUAUUUAUAUUUUAUGAUAUCUAAAACAAGUGAAUAACACCCUGUCCGGGUCCGGCAGUUUGAUUAACACCCCUCCCCCCCCUUUUCCCCAGAAUUAUCUCCUUACGUGACGCGCGAGUGUAAGAAGGGGGUGUAUUUAGUGUAUAAUGGGAUGGGGUGGUUUUAAUCAGACUGGGCAUUCACGACCGCUGGUGAGAAGGCUAUUUUCCAAGUUUUUUCCAUGUUUAUAAAAGAAAUUAUCUUUCUAUGAAAAGAAAACACAAUCUGUUAGGAAAACACACUUAUGAUAGAAUUUAUUAUCAUAAUUUGAAUUAUUUUCUUUAUUCUGUAACAGAAAUAAAAACAAAAUGUGUGUUUGGGCCAAAAUGGGGGUGGGUUAACAUCAAUCAAAGUCUGAUUAUGACAGGCUAAUGAAAAAUCAUAUUGAUUUCUCUUUUAUCCAAAUGCAUGUAUUUUAUAUACACUUAGUAGCUUAUGACCAUAAAUUAAAUGUGAUCCAUACAUGCUGGUACUUGUAUGCUAUGAGCUGAUGGGCAUGUCUUCCCUUCUUGCCCACAGGGGCUCGGUUAUCAGAUAUUGAAGUUUUGUAUUAUUUGUUCCUGAAUAAUAAAUUGAAGUUUUGCAUGAUUUGUGUCCGAAUAAUAAAUUAUAUAAAUGCAAGGUGAAGAUAACGAACAGUGAUCAAUCUCAUAACUCCUACAAGCAAUACAAAAUAGAUAGUUGGGCAAACACGGACCCCUGGACACACCAGAGGUGGGAUCAGGUGCCUAGGAGGAGUAAGGAUCCCCUGUUGACCGGUCACACCCGCCGUGAGCCCCAUAUCAUGAUCAGGUAAACGGAGUUAUCCGCAGUCAAAUCAGUGUGCCAAGUACUUUAAUGUACACAUGAUACACCUUUUUGAAAACCUCUAAACAAGCGGAUUUUGGUGGUGGAUUUUAUUUAUAUAAUUUAUUAUUCGGACACAAAUCAUGCAAAACUUCAAUUUAUUAUUCGGGAACAAAUAAUACAAAACUUCAAUAUCUGACAACCGAGCCCCUGUGUUCUUGCCGGUCUCCUCCGUGGCCGAGUGGUUAGAGCAUUGCGCUCAAAAUCACACGGCCUCUCAUCUCUGUCGGCGCGAGUUCGAAUCCCAUUCGCGCCGGUAAGUGAGAAAGUUUUCCCAGUUUACUUUCGAAAGAUCGGUGGUCUCUCCCCAGGUAUCUGGGUUCUCUCUUCCACCAAUAAAAAAAACUGGGUGCCACCAGAUAACUGAAAAAUUGUUGAGUUUGGCAGAAAACAUCAAUCAAUCAAUCCCCUUCUUGCCUAGAUUUUCUCUAAUUUCGACUAAAUCCACAGCCCAUCAGAGUACCAUACAAGGGGAUUUAGACACUGGGUACCAUUAAGAAGCAAUUCAAUUCAACUUUUAUAUCUGGGGUCAUUCACUUUCCCUCAGAGUUUCAGUAUUUUCGCUGGACCCUGUAGGUUUUAACCUGAAUUUCUUCAGUAUUUGCCCUCGUGUAUAAUAUAUGCUAGGCAUAAUGCAGAUACCUACAUGAUACAUUUUUUUUUCAUUACCCACUCUGCUACUCUCGCAAUGUAUAAUAAAAUAUUCGAUUCAUUUCUAACACAUGUAUGCAAUCCCUUACCAUAUCUUUAAAUAAAUUUGAGUAAAUAAAUUUAAGUGCGAAACUGUUCCAUGCUACCGUGAAACUUAGAUUUUGCUUUUUAAACAUAAACCAACAAUUCUUAAUUGUGAUUUCUUUUCUUCUUUAAAAAGGGUAUUGACAUCGCAAUAUUUAGUGGGAAGUUCCCAGGUAUCAUCCGCUAGCGACAGUCUACUGACAAAUCCAGACAUGCAUUGGAAGGAUGCUGAUGUGGAGGACACAGGAACACCUGAUCCCAGAACUGUGGCAUUUCAUUCGGGGUGACAACCUGCCUUUCAGUUGAUAUGGGACCCUAUUAUUCGGAGAACUGCAGAUUUUAUGAAGCUGUCUUUGACAGAAGAUUUGGUUUUCUCCAUCUGUGUUGCCACCAACCAUUAUGCUGAGAUGGUCAUAUCUAGGGGGAAGGGUUGCCAUAUACUUCCCAAGGAAGUUUUCAGCCUCUCACUGAAGAGGAACUGUACAGACCAGUUCUCCUCCCUGUCUGAUGACGAGGUGUGCGUGUUAUUCUGUUUUCUGUGUUCUGACUCCGGUACCCCCGACUUUACUGAUGCAGACUGUCUGGACGUUCUUAAUGAGAUACGAAAGAAUAUGUAUGAUAAGGACAGUGUAACAAGUGAGGAGGCACAGCGGACUCUGGACGGACUGAAGUCACGUGGAUUUCUUUGGGAUCAGGACGGAGUAGACAUCACUGAGGACGUCAAGGACGAGACCAUGUACCGUGUUAUAGGACCUAGUAUAGAAAGUAGUUUUACACUGUUCUACGUGUAUCAGUUAUCCAGUUAUACUACAACAGUGAGGUAUCUGAGAUUACAGAUAUACACCAGGGAGUCUGGAGAGAAAUGUGUCAUUAGUGACGACUCGUUCUAUGAUUCCGUACUCAUACACCGUCUACAGAUGAACAUACUGACCCACGUCACCAUGGAGGACACGGAUAUCUGUGAUGAAGUGUCACAGACAUUGAGCAUCCCUCUAGAUAAAGUACGCAUGACUGAGAGUGAACGAGGAGCGUUUUUAGAGGACUUACAGAAGACCGGAGAGUGUGUACAAUCACAGGGCAGUGUACAACACGUCAAGUGGCUCUGGAGACUAAACCCCUCAGCGAGACCUGACAUCGUGAGAUCCUGUAUAGGUCCCCACCCACACUGGGAUAUUUACAUCAUCAACAACACGGCUAACAGAAAACACAUCAUUGCCACUAACUACUAACUACAGCUGCAGAAAAGGAGCACUGCAAGAAUUUUUUAAGUCAUAGAGUGGACUAAAGAAAUGAUUAAUUUGGAUCCUUCGAAUUGGGGCUUAUCACUGCUUUCAACAAUUCUUGUAUCCGUUAAAACUAAAUUACAAGUCGCGCCAGAUAAACUUUUGAACGUUUUUCGCUGUAAAUGCAAGGCAAAUUGUGACACUAGCCGUUGUACUUGUAAAAUCAUGGACUGAACUGUACUGCAAUUACUCAAAUGAUCACUUAUAUAAUUAUCAGGCACGUAGCAAUAAUGGCUCUACACCUUGUAUCAUUACAUGCAAAGUUGAUAAAUGUUUACGUACAGAGGUCGAUUUUUAGACAGAUUUGUUUCCCUCCCUCCUCUUUUUUUUAAAAAUAGCA